Messenger RNA from Closterium sp. Yama58-4, 3033 nucleotides. The record is from the annotation of a GenBank genome assembly. Lineage: Eukaryota; Viridiplantae; Streptophyta; Zygnematophyceae; Desmidiales; Closteriaceae.
AUGAACCGACGGCUUUCAACAAUCAUUUUGCUUGCAGCCGUCGUUUUUACCGCCGCGCAAAUAACGGUUGUUUCGUCACAAGCGUACGACCCUUGUUCGGAUAGCCCGUGUGUCUAUGGCACGUGUAGCUGGGACAAUCAGUUCACGUGGUCGUGCUCGUGCUAUAGCGGGCACAAGAGCAAGGCCAGUGGGGCGAAUAAGCCUGGCCAGGCGUACGGUGGAACUGCGGCAGUAGGGGCUGAUCUAGAGGCGAAUAAGGGGUAUGCAAACCCGUACUAUGCGGGUGGUGGGGGGAGCGGAGGCGGGAGUGGAGGGGGGAGUGGAGGGGGGAGCGGGGGGUGGGGCGGAGGGGGAGGGGGGAGCGGGGGGAAUGGCAUGACGGCUCCAGGGGCAGGGGGAUACGGGGGAUCAGGAGGGGCUGGAGGGGCAGGGGCGGGAGCGUAUGGGGCAGCAACAGGGGGGGCGUAUGGGGCAGCAGCAGGGGGGGCGUAUGGGGCAGCGGCAGCAGGGCCUCAGGCGGGGAUGGGGUCUGGGUCUGGAUCCGGGAACGUCAUUCACCCCAUGUACAUGGGAAGUGGCAUGUACCAGCAGCAGCCACCUCAGCACGCCAACGUGGUACAGCAGCAGCAACCAGCAGCCUUCCAAUCACCUCCGUCCGUCUGUCAGCAAUUCGCCCUUGCUGACCUGGCGCGGGCCACGGGUGACUGGGCGGAGAGCAACCGCAUUGGCAGUGGCAGCUUUGGUGACGUGUACAGGGGCGUCAGUCCCUUGGACCCCAGCGUUGUGUGGGCAGUGAAGCGAGCUCGAGUCCUAACGAAGGACUUUCAAAGAGAGGUGGCAGCCAUGGCAACGAAGCACCACCCCAACCUGGUGCGUCUACUCGGCUACUGCAUCGACAUGAACCCAGCAGCACCGCACUCCAUCAACGGGGACCUGAGCAUGGAGCAAAUCGUAGUCUACGAGUUCAUGCCUCACGGGGAUCUGCAGCGCUGGGUGGGGGAGGGGGCGGCACAGCCGCUGGGCUUAGCUGAGCGUCUCUCUGUGCUCAUCGGCACGGCGCAUGGCUUGGAGUAUCUGCACAGCUUUGGCAUCGUGCAUCGCGACAUCAAGCCCGCAAAUAUCCUCUUGGACAGCAAGUUUGAGGCAAAAGUAGCAGACUUUGGGUUGCUGAGGCAGAACGAGGGCACGACAGUGGGAGACACUCGCAUCAUGGGCACACCGGGCUAUGUGGACCCUGCCUAUUUCAAGUCCAACAAGGCCACUCCCAUGGCCGAUGUGUACAGCUUUGGCAUCCUCAUUCUGACCACAAUGUCGGGCCGCAACGCACUUGCGGCGGAUGAGCACGGCAACAGCUUCAACGUCAAGAAAUGGGCCGAGUCAUUAGUUGCGGCUGGCAAAGCGGAGGAACUGAAAGACCCGCGAUUAGAUGCUCCCGCAGACUUGAUUCUGCGGAUGGCGCAGCUAGCGUUGCGCUGCACUGCCAUGCCGACCGUGACUCGUCCCGACAUGAUCCAGGUGGUAUCUGAGCUCACGGCGCUGAGGAAGGAAAUUCUGGGGAAGGUGUCAUCCAGGAUGGCUGAGAGGAUUGAUGAAGAGCUCACGCUGUUCAGUAUGGCUUCUCCCAACUUCCGAAGCGCCUCGGUUUCCGCUCCCCAGACCCGCGAGGUCUCCCCUCCGCCUUCUAGGUUCGGCGCACCUUGCGCUCCGCCCUUGCGCCAGAACUCGCUCGACAGUUUCCGCGCCAGGGUCAAGCCGCUCGUGAUCGCGCGCCCCGCCACCGCUGACGAGGCGCCUGGCGAGCGCCAUCCGCUGGAGAUUUGGGAGAUUAACUACGACGAGAUUUUCCCCAACUCCGCGCGCCUCGCGAAGCAGUUCGCCGAAAAGUCACUCAAGCUGUCCAGCCCGCCCGUGUCCAGCGCCGCAUCACCCGCUGCAUCAUCUGCCGUGCCAUCCACCGCACCUUCCGCCGCGACUUGCACUUCCGCUGCGCGGAUAGCGCCCCAGCAGCUCACUCCCCGCGAUCGCGUUUCUGAGGCGCUCCUCGCGCUGUCCCCCGACGUCGACAACUCCAGUCCGCUAUCCGAACUCGCGUCUCCGCUAUCUCCCCCCACCAUCACCAUCCCCGCGCGCGCGGCCGGCGAUUUCACCUCACCCCCGUCGUUCCCCCAACUCCGCGCGCGCAUGCUCGGUUGCAAGCUCGGCACGCCGUGCGUCGUGGCGCUCGCGCGCACGCCCGGCGAUCCCGGCGCGUGGGACGCUGACGACGAGGAGUACGAAUCGGAAGAGAGCACUCGGCGGAGGUCCCGCCGCUCCGGUAGCACAGGCGGAAGCCGCCACUGGGUCGGCGAAAAGUCGGGGGCAUACGUGGAAGGCGCAAGUUACAAAGAGAGCGCGCGUGGGCCGUCUCCGUUGUCCGGGCGGGUUGCGGCGGGGAGUGGCGCGGGGGGGGCAGGCGGGAGUCCGCAGCGGGCGCAGCACGGCACGGGAAGGGUACUCGUUAAGCGGAGCUCCGAUCCCGUUAUGAGGAGUCCACGAGAAGUGCCGAACCAUGGGUCCAGACUUCAGCAGGUUCGAGAUGCCGAGCCUGAGGCUCGGCACCGCCUGGCUCGGACAAGCAGCAGAGGCUCGGAAACGUCUGUGCGCAGUUCUUCCGCCGGCCGCCGGCGGCGGUCGUGCGGACGGUUUGGCGAGUCCGCGAGCGUGGGUUCGGAGAAGGUUCGCAUGACAGUGCGAUUUUACUCCGACCUCCUCGAUCCGUGCGUGAUUGGCGCGCUGGCUGCGCCUUGCGCCACUGCCGCGAGCUCCGCGCGGCGGGAGCAUAAGUCCCCCAUCCGUGGAACCCAGAGCGGGGAAGGGAGGCGCCGCGCGGGCGGAAAUAGUGGGGGGAGCAGUGCGCGCGCGGCUGGCGGAACCGUGCAGAGCCCUCUUUGCGGAAGGGGUUCCCGCGGAGGGGGUGUGCGAGGGGGGUUGGCUGCGGCGGCAACCGCGGCUGCUGCUGCGACUGGCCCCUGUCGUGUGGUGUCCCUGUGCUGA